Phaeodactylum tricornutum CCAP 1055/1 is the source of this 1029-nucleotide messenger RNA. RefSeq lists its product with no specific name. The record is from RefSeq and is a predicted model, not a curated record. The coding region runs from base 1 to 1029 and encodes 342 amino acids. NCBI's taxonomy places the organism in Eukaryota, Bacillariophyta, Bacillariophyceae, Surirellales, Neidiaceae. Gene Ontology annotation, molecular function: nucleic acid binding. The transcript has a single exon.
AUGCUUGUGUUGUACGACUAUAACAGUAAUGCCAUCCAUGUUGAACUCAUGAAGAGCAAGUCCGGCGCCAAGAUCCUUGCCGCUUACCAACGCGCCCACUCACUCUUCACCCAACAAGGCCUCCAGCCUCAAAUCCAGCGUCUAGACAACAAGGCGUCUACCGCUCUCCAGUCCUUUAUGACGGCCAACCAGGUCGACUUCCAGUUGGCUCCUCCCCAUCUACACCGUCGCAACGCCGCCGAACGCGCAAUCCGUACCUUCAAGAAUCACUUCAUUGCCGGUCUAUGCAGUACGAACCCGGAUUUUCCGCUUCAUCUUUGGGAUUGCCACAUUCCACACGCUAUCCUUACCCUCAAUCUCCUCCAAGGCUCCCGCAUCAAUCCUACCCUCUCGGCCCAUACCCAACUCCAUGGGGCUUUUGAUUAUAAUUGCACCCCACUUGCCCCUCCCGGCACUCGCGUCCUUGUCCACGAAAAGCCCGCCGUUCGGGAAACUUGGGCACCCCAUGCUGUUGAAGGCUGGUACCUUGGCCCUGCCAUGAACCACUACCGCUGCCAUCGCGUUUGGAUCACAGAGAUGCGUGCCAAACGUGUUGCCAACAUGCUUGCAUGGUUCCCCAGUAAGAUUCCCAUGCCCACCGCCUCCUCCACUGACCGCGCCCUGGCCGCCGCCCGUGACUUAGUGUGCGCCCUCCAGAAUCCCUCUCCCGCCUUGCCGUUUACGCCCCUCGACGCCAACCAACACCAGGCCCAUACCCAACUUGCAGAACUCUUUGCUUUGGUUGCUGCCCGGGGCCUCUUCCGCAGCCGCACCCGCUCGAGCGCCCCCGGUCCCGCCCCCUGUCUCACGCCUACCCCUGCUCAGGUCCGCUUUGCCGUUCCAAUUGUCACGGCCGAGCAUGCCCCUGCCCUUCUGAGGGUGCCCACCCUUGCGCCCCCAUCUCCGAGGGUGCCCCCCACAGCCACCUAUCACUCUCGCACAGACAAUCCCGGCCGCCGCCGUCGCAAAGCACGCCAGCCCCAACCCUAG